Messenger RNA from Pyrenophora tritici-repentis Pt-1C-BFP, 787 nucleotides. Lineage: Eukaryota; Fungi; Ascomycota; Dothideomycetes; Pleosporales; Pleosporaceae. The record is from RefSeq and is a predicted model, not a curated record.
GCCUCCUUGGUAAGAGCGAGCUUGCGUAGGUGGUGGUGUGUGUGUACCCAGCUACCGCUACGUAUUUCUUCCAGGACCCCCCCCUCGUCGUCCCGUGUUCUCUUGCUUGCUUUGCUUGUCCCCGCUCGCUCUCUCUCUCUCGCGCUUCCCACCUUACCUUACCAACCUGCCUCGAAGCGCAAACACUAGCUCAUCUUUUCCCUCCCGACUUUGCGAAACUUAGUUUACAACUACUACUACUAUCUGUACCAAACUUUUCGCGGCGUGUAGCUUUUUUUUACGUCACAAACGAAUCAUCAUGACGACGAGGAAGAGGAAGAAUGAGGACGAGGAGCUUGUGGCUCUUCCCAGUGAUGAGAGCGAGAGUGAAGAGGAAUACGCCGAAUCCGAAGGCUCAAACUUCGACGAAGACGAAGAUGAUUCCGACGCCGAAGAACGUCCGUCAAAGAGGAGGAAGGCGCACAAGCUCGACUAUCCCAAGAGCGACGAGGACACUGCUGAGGAAUCCGAAGAGGACGACGACGAUGCUGCUGUUGCUGCGCCGCCUGAAGAAGAGGACGACGACGACGACGAAGAGGAGGACGCAAAGCCCAAGGCUACUAAGCCGAGUGGCGCGGAGAAGGACCGGAAAGUCAAGACUACUGCUAAGACGGACCCUGUUCCUGUAGUCGACGACGACGAUGAUGAUGAUGAGUGAUGUGGUAGAUAGUACCAAGAUAGGGUGGAUGAGGUUGUUAGGUUUCUUGUGUAAUGGGCUUAUUUAAAAUGCAAUCUCGGUGGUUAUUCA